Myotis brandtii (Brandt's bat) is the source of this 1761-nucleotide messenger RNA. It is a transcript of the gene IL34, whose product is annotated as interleukin 34. Gene Ontology annotation, biological process: positive regulation of cell population proliferation; positive regulation of macrophage differentiation; positive regulation of protein phosphorylation. The record is from RefSeq and is a predicted model, not a curated record. Gene Ontology annotation, molecular function: macrophage colony-stimulating factor receptor binding; cytokine activity. Bases 687 to 1406 code for a protein of 239 amino acids. The transcript has 9 exons. Lineage: Eukaryota; Metazoa; Chordata; Mammalia; Chiroptera; Vespertilionidae.
UACUGGCCUCCUUUCUGGCCCUUCCCAUCAGCCGGGAAGCCUGGAUCGUGGGCUGGGGGAAGCCGUAGCUGCUCCCACCUGGCUCCCACUGCCCCUGGCCGCUAGGCACCUGCUCUGGGCCCUGGAGUCCUUUAAAACCGACAGCAAAACGCUAGAAGAUUGCAUCCCGGUGUGUGAACAGCCUUGCAGGGGAAAACAAAACCAAAAAAAUAGAUCCGAAUCUCUCCAUGUUCCCUUCUGAGAAUCCUGCCUCUGUCACAAGAACACACUUAGGUUAGCCUGCUGGAAGGGAGUCAUCCCAGCUGAGGCACUGAGACCAGCCAGCACUCUGCCAGCCUACCAGUGUGAGUGAGCCCAGGCUAGAUCAGCCUAGCCCAGCCCAGCCCAGCCCAACCCAGAGCCAGAUUUCACACUGAGCAGCUGCAGACGGAGAAAUCAGAGAAAGCACAACCAGCCUCGGAUUCCGAGGGGCCUGCCGGGCGCUCCGCCUGCUCCGGAGGGAAGCCCUGAGGCCGCUCUCUCGGGCCAGGUCUCCGCUGCCAUGGAACCCGCAGCCGCCACCCCCCGGCUGCCCUCCGCACUGCCGGGCAGAUAAGGGUGGCGCUGCCCCAGGAGCACCUGCGACCCUGCCAGGCCAUCCUCCCUGGCCAGCCCUUCUUCCGCUUUGGGCCACCUGUGCUGACCUGAUGCCAUGUAGGCCCCCUCGGGCCUCUGGGGACAGACACACCACCGGGGACGCCGCCUCUGCAGCCUGGGGGACCCUGCGCACCACCAUGCCCCGGGGAUUCGCCUGGCUCCACUAUCUCGGCAUCCUCCUCGGCAUGGCCUUGGGGAACCAGGACCUGGAGGUGUGGCCCCUGACCCAGAGCAAGGAGUGCGCCCUCACUGGCAUCCUGCGGGACAGGCUGCAGUACAGGAACCGCCUUCAGUACAUGAAACAGUACUUCCCCAUCGGCUACAGGGUCAGCAUGCCUUACGAGGGGGUGCUCAGAGCGGCCAACGUCACGAGGCUGCAGAGGGCCCGCGUGAGCCAGCAGGAGCUGCGCCACCUGUGGGUCUGGGUGAGUCUCAGCGCCACCGAGGCCGUGCAGGGGGUGCUGCUCGAAGGCCACCCGUCCUGGAAGUACCUGAAGGACAUCCACUCUCUGCUGGUGGAAGUCCAGCAGGCCCUCGGGGAUGUGAAGCUCAGCCCCCCGGUGGAUGCUGUGCUGUCCCUCCUGAGUGACCGGCGGCUGAGCCUGAAGCUGGUGCGGCCCAAAGCCCUGCUGGACAACUGCUUUCGGGUCAUGGAGCUGCUGUACUGCUCCUGCGGUAAAGAAACAUCCGUCCAAAACUGGCAGGACUGUCAGGUGCCCAGCCCUCAGCCCCUCGGCCCGGAGCCCCUGCCGCAGUGUGUGGCCGCCUAGCUGUGCUCUCCGCUCCAGCAGCCCUGCUCUGGCUCCAAGGCCGCCAGGCUCACGCAGCUACUGAGGGCAGAGGCCUCCUGCCCAGGGGGAGGUGGAGGCGCUCCCACAGUCGGACUGGGCCUGAGAGGUCGCUGGGUGGUGGGGGGCGCCCCCUUUGGGAGAGCCCCAGGGAGGGUGUUUUUCCUUUGGAGGUGUCCUGUCGGGGGAAGGCUCAGCUCCCCACCCUCGGGGCCUCACAAGGUCUCUUGGGGGGUGGUGGGGGCCUGGGGGCACCUGGAGGCGAACGAGACAGCUCGAGGCCCCUCCUGGCACCGCCCAGCUGUGCCCGGUGGGCAGGUGGGUGUGGCGGACACAG